Babesia microti strain RI is the source of this 2043-nucleotide messenger RNA. Its product is annotated as Glycoprotease family. The transcript is spliced from 4 exons. NCBI's taxonomy places the organism in Eukaryota, Apicomplexa, Aconoidasida, Piroplasmida, Babesiidae. Gene Ontology annotation, cellular component: mitochondrion. Bases 1 to 2043 code for a protein of 680 amino acids. The record is from RefSeq and is a predicted model, not a curated record.
AUGUUAAACAUACCCACAACACACUACGCACAUUGUGUAGUGACAACUCUCUGUUACUCUUUCUCUUUAUGUGAGGAUGUUUGUUAUUGGAUGAUCACUAAGUUACAUUUCAUGUUGAUUUUACAAUGUAUAUACGCUUUCUUAAUUUAUAUAUAUAUUUCUUAUGGUUUAAAUCACAGUGAACCCAUUAAUGUAUAUCACAAUCUAGCAUAUCAAUAUCGCAAAUAUCGCAAUAAUCACAUCAAUUUUCUUUCAAACAAUGCUUCUAAUGUCACUUUAUACUGUAAAAAUAAACAUAUACUUUUAAAUCGACGCAAUGAUUACUUAGAAGACUAUACUACCUAUGAGAGGAUCCUACAGUCAUCUCCGAUACAAGGAUUAAAUUUGCCCGAGAAAUAUUACAUUUUGGCCAUAGAAACUAGCUGUGAUGAUACGGCUGUUGCUAUACUCGACAAUACUGGAAAUGUAAUAUCCGAGUACAACAAGAACCAGUCACAUAUAAUAGAAAAGUACAAGGGUAUCCAUCCAGCAGAAGCUAAAAUUCAGCACGAAAAAUGCAUACAUCAAGGUAUAGAACAAGUUUUCACUGAUUCUAAAAUUUCAGUGAGUGAUAUUGGAUUUAUUGUUGUUACUAGAGGCCCAGGACUUGAAUUGUGUCUGAGAGUUGGGUAUAAUACAGCUCUUGAAUUUGGAAAAUUACAUAAUUUGCCUGUAAUUGCCUCUAAUCAUCUUGCAUCUCACAUUAUAACUCCAAUUUAUGAUUCACUUCACUUACAAUCUUCCACCUUUUGUAAUCAGGAGGCAUUGGAAUAUCCAUUCUUAGCUUUAUUGCUUUCGGGAGGCCACUCUCAAAUAUAUGUCGUCACCAGUCCAAUCACCUACUUUUUAUUAUGCGAUUCAGUGGAUUCUUAUAUGGGAUCUUCGCUAGAUAAGGCAGCAAGGAUGUUAGGGCUGUAUUUGGGUAAUAAUGGAGCGCCCAGUUUGGAAUUAGCAGCGCAGAAAGGCAUAGAUGGGGUAUAUUGUUUUAAGGAACCACUGAAUCAUACUCAAGCGUGCCAAUUUAGUUUCUCAGGCAUCAAUUCCCAACUUGAGCGCUACAUAGCAUUGGAGCUUAAUAAAAAUUCCAUUGAUACUGUAGAUAAAUUACCUAUAAGUGUUGUAAAUAAUCUGGCAAGGGGGGUACAAAGCAUAACUAUAUCGCACGUAAUAACACAGAUAGACAAGGCCAUAGAUGUAGCUGAAACUCUAUUUGGCAUAAACAAACUUGCAAUUGUGGGCGGGGUAGCCUGCAAUCAGGAACUUAUACUAAGAUUAAGUGAACAUCUUCAUAACAGGAACACAUACGAAUAUCAAAAAAAAUUGUCAAAUAAGUUCAUUAACAGACAAUUGAAAAUAAUAAGGAAGUUUAGAAACUGCAAACGCAUGCCAAAGGAUAAGUUACAUAGCAUUUCAACAAGUGACUUAAUUUUAAAACUUUGGAAUGGUGAUAUCUCUUCUAUUUACCCUUCUAAAUUUAGAACAAAGCGCAAUAACAACAUGGCGUACGUGUUUAAUAACGAGAUGUGGAAUAUAAUACUCAACACUUUCUUGGCUUCCAUAGAUUCACUGGAAAUUCAGAAAAUAGUCAAUGGGCUUAUACAUCUACAUGAUACAUCACUUCAUAACGUCGUUGAAAUUGCCAAAUUUUCAUCCAUGUCCCUGUUAAAUGCGAUUAUAAAUAUGAAUAACACAUUACUGCCCAAUCGAUUCAUUAAUAGCGUUAAUUAUACUGAUAAAGAAUGGAAAAUAUUCGUUUCAACAAUGAAAAGAUGCAGGGACAACGCGCCUAUGGCUGCUUGGAGUGUGCUAGAAAAAUUACGCAAUAAUUUAAACAUCUAUCCUAUAUACGAUGUCGACAAGUUGAUAUUCGAUAACAAUGAUGGAAGCAGUAUCGAUGUAUAUGAUAAAUGGGACUUGUCCAUACAUAGAAAUUUGGAUAUUUUGUGUGAAAUUUGUAAAUUAGAUGCGAUGAAACUACUAUAUGACAAUUAUAACAUCAAUUAA